This is a messenger RNA of Sparassis crispa, 1128 nucleotides long. RefSeq lists its product as hypothetical. The record is from RefSeq and is a predicted model, not a curated record. The transcript is spliced from 4 exons. NCBI's taxonomy places the organism in Eukaryota, Fungi, Basidiomycota, Agaricomycetes, Polyporales, Sparassidaceae. Bases 1 to 1128 code for a protein of 375 amino acids.
AUGUUCACCGUUCUUGGUGCACCGAUGUUCCGCGUUCCUGCUACUGUCGUUUUCGUUGCAGCACUGUGGGCGAGCUAUGCGUCUGCUACUGCACUCCAUGGCCACCGUUCGGUGAAGGAUACCGUACCUUUUGACGGGCAGUACCUUGCGGCCAACUCCAGCAACACGCAAACGGAGUGGUGGUACAUCCAGGGAGUCUCUGAGCCUGUCGGUGACGAAUUACCUUCCAGCGUGACAGUGACCUUCUACCAAGGCAACGUCUUAUACACCAGUCCUGCAGGUUCCACGGAGCCUGAAUUCACUAUCAGUAUCGACGGAUUCUUGUCGAAUGGAACGGCUUAUAAUGUCAAUAUUCCAACGACUACCGGCACCAUCACUACUGAAGGCCAAGCCGUUGACGGUACAUGGGGGUUGAACUCACCAGAGUAUGGGAUCUCUGGAUCCAUCGUCUUGACCUCCAGCGCGUCGCCCCAUUAUGCUUGCAAUGUCACCGAUGACCCCUACUUCGACACCGCCGUGCCCACAGGAGUGUCGCUCAGUCCCACCGAAAAGAUGAUGUUUACCGAGUUCGGCUGGACCGUGACGAUCCCCGGCGGACGCGCCGUUGUGGACCUUCUCAUCGACGGCACGCCGCUGCAGUUCACCGGGAACGGGUACCACGACCACAACUUCUCCCCCGCGCCCGUCUUUGGCUAUGCCUCGCAGUGGUACUGGGUCCAGGCACAGCUCGGGCCGUACCUCGUCGCCGGUGUGGUCAUGCAGGCGAUCAACUCGACGAACCUCGCCAAUACGGGCUACCUCAGCGAGUCCGGCGUGGUCUUGCAGAACCAGUGCAGCUUCCAGGGCUCGCGGACGGUGGACUUCAACACCGUUACGCCUUACGGCGCUAGUCUCGACAAUGUCACUGGCGCCGUCGUCCCGCAGGGCUUCCUGUUGGGCUUCACGCUGGAGGAUGGGGAGCAGUACAGUUUCAACCUGACUACCGUUGGAACAUUCCCAGACACGGCCAUCUAUUACAGGUGGAUCGGGACUGCUACUGGUGGGAAGGUUGGCGGAGUGGAGUACACGGGGACGACCAUACACGAAUGGUUGGACCCCAGUUUGUCGUUGUAUACUCCAUCUCAGUAA